Lodderomyces orthopsilosis Co 90-125 is the source of this 1044-nucleotide messenger RNA. It is a transcript of the gene OXR1, whose product is annotated as Oxr1p. The coding region runs from base 1 to 1044 and encodes 347 amino acids. The transcript has a single exon. NCBI's taxonomy places the organism in Eukaryota, Fungi, Ascomycota, Pichiomycetes, Serinales, Debaryomycetaceae. The record is from RefSeq and is a predicted model, not a curated record. Gene Ontology annotation, biological process: response to oxidative stress. Gene Ontology annotation, cellular component: nucleus.
AUGUCUUUCAUAUUUAGAAGGUCUACAUCUUCCAAUAAUGAUCUUGACAAGGACAGAAAGGAUGGCGAACUAACUGCGAAUGACUCAAACAAUGAAAAUGCUCCACAGAAUGCUAAUCUGGAGGCCGAAUUAAGCAACGAAAAGCUAUCGGACUCCGAGAAGAAACCAAAAAAAUCACGAACCACGUUUCUCAGAAACUUGGUGGGAAACUCAAGUAGAAACAAUUCCACGUCUUCCUUGACUUCGGCAACAUCAAGCAGCUCCAGUUUAAAUAGUGCAUUACCCCCGCUACCUCCAAUCGAACUUAUUGGAUAUGGCCCGACAGUAAGGCACAAAUUGAUGGAUCCAGAUUUAGCAAGUGAUAUACGGAACCUAAUUCCCGCGAGGCUCCAGCUUUUUGAUAAUUGGUACUUGGUCUACUCCCUGGAACAGCACGGCAUAUCCUUAAAUUCAUUAUACAGAAAUUCAAAGCCGGAGAAUCAAUUGAUAGAGUACAAUAAACGAAAAAAAGCAGAAAAAGGUUUUGCCGAGUCUGUAGUAAACAGGAUGAUGGUGAAUGACGCUUCCAAUAGUUUGUACAGUACCCCACAAAGGCGUCCACAAGGUUAUGUGCUAGUCAUUAAGGAUAAUCAUCUGUCAAGAUUUGGGGCAUUUUUGAAUGAAAACUUGAAACCCGUGGAACAUAAGAGGUACUAUGGUAAUGGUGAGUGUUUUUUAUGGAAAUGCGAAAGAUACGAUCCAACAAAAUUGAAUCAUAGCAAGAGCUCAUCUUCCCUGAAAUCAAAGUCGGCUUUCAGGUUCAAGGCUUUUAUGUAUACUGGGAUUAAUGACAAUAUUAUUUAUUCAAAUCACGAUUUUAUCGCAAUUGGGUCGUCACAGGGCCAAAAUGGUCUCUAUAUUGAUAAAUCUUUAUGCAAAGGAGUCAGCUAUCCCUGUGAGACGUUUGGUAACGAAAUAUUGUGUCAACAUGGCUCCUCCACAUCAAAAUAUGGACUGUUUGAUAUACGAGGGUUGGAAAUUUGGAGAAUAGGAGAUCUUGAAUAG